Messenger RNA from Sander lucioperca (pikeperch), 411 nucleotides. RefSeq names its product receptor-interacting serine/threonine-protein kinase 2-like. Gene Ontology annotation, biological process: protein phosphorylation. The record is from RefSeq and is a predicted model, not a curated record. The coding region runs from base 25 to 411 and encodes 128 amino acids. Gene Ontology annotation, molecular function: JUN kinase kinase kinase activity; ATP binding. NCBI's taxonomy places the organism in Eukaryota, Metazoa, Chordata, Actinopteri, Perciformes, Percidae. The transcript is spliced from 3 exons.
GAGUCCUUGCUGCGUGAGAUCAAGAUGAUGCGUCAAAUCACCUGCCAGCAUGUUAUGGCCGUCAGAGGGAUCUUCAAGGGUCGAACGCCCUCCUCUGGCGGGUCAACACAGCUUGGUGUGGUCAUGGAUCUCAUGGAGAGAGGAUCAUUGGCCUCCCUACAGGAAGCAUUGACGGGAACUCCACCCUGGCCGCUGGUCUUCAGACUGGCUCACCAAGUGGCUCUGGGUAUAAACUACCUCCACAGUCUGCCCCGUCCUGUGCUCCACCAGGACCUGAAGCCCCAAAACGUGCUGCUGGACGACUUUCUCAAUGCCAAGCUACAUAGCAGAUAUCAUUCAUCCCCACGUAGCUCCCAGGUCCCUCAGAUCCUCCAGCCAAGGCCUCCUCCAUGUCCCACGGUCCCGGCUUAA